Rhododendron vialii is the source of this 531-nucleotide messenger RNA. RefSeq lists its product as uncharacterized. Bases 1 to 531 code for a protein of 176 amino acids. The transcript has a single exon. Gene Ontology annotation, molecular function: nucleic acid binding. The record is from RefSeq and is a predicted model, not a curated record. Gene Ontology annotation, biological process: DNA integration. NCBI's taxonomy places the organism in Eukaryota, Viridiplantae, Streptophyta, Magnoliopsida, Ericales, Ericaceae.
AUGGACAUGAUUGGGAUGAUUUAUCCUCCUUCUUCAGAAAAGCACAAAUUCAUUUUAGUAGCUACUGAUUAUUUCACUAAAUGGGUGGAAGCUCAAGCUUAUGAGGAGGUUAAACAAACCCAUGUUAUGAAAUUUAUAAAAGGGAUCAUUUAUAGGUUUGGAAAUCCCCAAACCAUAACAGUGGAUAAUGGAUCUAUAUUUGAAGGAAAGUUGGUUAAAGCUUUUGCUAGCAACCAUGGAAUUUCUUUAAUAUACACCAGCACAUAUUAUGCUCAAUCUAAUGGUCAAGCAAAAUCUACCAACAAGAUCAUCAAGAAAGGAAUCCAAAGAAUGGUGGAUAAAAAUCCAGAAAUAUGGCAUAACUUGUUACUAGAUACUUUAUGGGCAUACAGAAACACAAAAAGAACUAGUACAUGUACUACUCCAUUUGCCUUAACAUAUGGGCAUGAUGCUGUAUUGCCUAUGGAAAUCAUUGUGAGAUCCCAAAGAGUAACAUCUCAAAAUGAUUUAGAAACAAAGGCAUAUCAUUAA